CCCCUCCGCCAUUAUCCCACCCUUUCCUUUUCUAUCUGCUCGGCAUUCCGUCUAAUCUGGUACAUCGAAAUUUGAUACAGCAAAUAGGGUAAACGAUAGGAAACAACCAUGUCAGGAGGUUCUUCUCUCGACGAAAAAACCUCUUCGCUAGACCAUGGCUACAAGGCAAGCACUCUCGCAAUUGUCAAUUCGUCUUCGGCCGCAGAAAAAGCUGGUAGACCCCAUUUCUUUAUCGAAGAAUCUUCUAGUCACGGUGCUUUUGUAGGUGAACAAGGUGGGAAUGGGGCGCAGGUGACGAUCCAGGACGUGUGGGGUGCACCUGUCGAGAGUAAGAAUCCGUUGGGCUACUCGGUGGGCUGGUGGUCGGCUUUGUUUUUGAAUAUUACCAUGUUAAUCGGAACAGGUAUCUUUUCUUUUCCAUCAAGCUUAUUAAAAUCCCUCGGCUCCAUCGGUUUGACGCUCAUCUAUUGGCCUAUCGGUUUGCUCAUCUCUCUAGCUGGUAUCUCUGUUUAUCUAGAGUUUACAUCGUACUUCCCUUCCCGAUCGGGCGCGGAAGUUGUUUAUCUGGAGCAAGCGUACAGAAAGCCGAGAUUUUUCUUCCCUGUGGCUUUUGCGGUGCAAACUGUCAUCCUGUCUUUCGUCAGUAGCAACGCUAUCGUGGUGGCGGAGUAUAUCUUCAAGAUGACCGACCAUACCCCAUCCGACUGGGAAUCUAAGGGCGUCGGUAUCGCUGCACUUACGAUCAUCAUCCUCCCCGUUUUCUUCAGCACCAACAUCUCUCUCCGCCUUUCUAACAUCCUCGGUAUCGCCAAAAUCAUCACCCUCCUUAUUAUUAUCAUCCCCGGUUUCGUCGCCCUCGGCGGCCACUUCAAAGUUGUCCCCGAUCCUACUGCCAACUUUCACAACGCCUUUGAGGGCACGACGAAUAACGGAUACAAUUUGUCAAACGCUUUGGUGAACAUUAUCUUUUCCUAUGGAGGCUAUACCAAUUCAUUCAAUGUGGCCAAUGAAAUUAAAAACCCGAUUAGGACCAUUAAGUAUACGGCCAAUACGGCGGUUAUCUUUGUGGCCGUUCUUUACAUGUUGACCAACAUUGCUUACUUUGCCGUUUUGACUCAGGAGGAAAUCAAAGGGUCUACUCAGGUAACCGCUACCUUGUUCUGGGAGAAGCUUUGGGGUUCGAAAGUCUCCAAAGGCCUUACUAUCCUUCCCGUUCUGAGCGCAUCGAGCAAUAUCCUCAACACCAUUGUCGGUCACUCACGUAUGAUCCGAGAGAUCGGUCGACAAGGUGUACUUCCUUAUCCCAAGUUUUGGGUCACAACAUGGCCUAUCGGUACUCCUACUGGCGCCUUAUUCGCUAUCUGGUUCGUCUCGUUGAUCGUUAUAGUUGUUGUCCCUGCGGGCAACGCGUUCAACUUCAUCGUUGCCCUCCAAAACUACCCUUCCUCGUUCUUCCUUGUCCUCAUGACUCUCGGUCUCUUCAUUGUCCGCCGGGACCGUAGACGACUGAGUCUUCCUCGUCCCGAGUACAGAUCAUGGACGAUCGUCGUCCUCUUCUUUUUGGCUGCCAAUACCUUCUUAAUCAUCAUGCCUUGGGUACCGCCUACGGGAGGGGUCAACAACAGUUCGUUCGGAUUUUUCUAUGCGGCCUCGUCUUUGACUGGAUUGGGAAUCGUGUUCCUCUGUGGAUUCUAUUACGUCCUCUGGUCCAAACUGCUCCCCAAAUGGAAAGGAUAUAAGCUGCGCCAAACAGUUAUAACCCUCGCCGACGGCGCGCUCACACAUAAGAUGGUUAAAGUCAAGAAUGAAGAUGUUGACGCUUGGGAUGUUACGCAUGAUCCUUCUGGAAGGUUAUUGAAUGAAGAUGAGGAUUUGGUCGAGAUAAAUGAGGAACACGCGUCCUUGAGAGAUUUGAAAGAGUAGAGAGAAUGAGGAUUUAGAUUUCGUGUUUCCUUUAAUGAAUAUUUCUAAUGGGUACGUGUGUAUGGCGGGCAUUGGCAAGUAGUAAAAGGUAACAAGAUGCCGGCUUUGGUUAUUGGAGGUUGGGCUAUAAAUUUUUUCUCUGUUCCCUCGGAUAUUCUUGUGAAAUGAUGUAAAUGAG
Molecule: messenger RNA, 2101 nt
Organism: Cryptococcus deneoformans JEC21
Lineage: Eukaryota; Fungi; Basidiomycota; Tremellomycetes; Tremellales; Cryptococcaceae
Product: high-affinity methionine permease, putative
Exons: 8
Coding region: 109-1923 (604 amino acids)
Biological process (GO): amino acid transmembrane transport
Cellular component (GO): membrane
Molecular function (GO): L-amino acid transmembrane transporter activity
Source: RefSeq, a predicted model, not a curated record